UGACGUCUCUAUGGCCUUCCGGCUGGAGGCUAGCAUUCUGGAGGACAGCUGGGGCUUGGCCUUUUCUAUGGUACAGUGGAUACAAUUCGUUAUGGCUACUCUGAGUGUUAUAGGUUCAAGUUCACUUAUUGCCUAUGCUGUAUUCCAGAAUAUACAGAAAUCUCCAGAGAUAAGGCCACUCUUUUAUAUGAGCUUUUCUGACCUCCUCCUGGGAAUAUGCUGGCUCACUGAGGCACUUCUCUAUGGAACUUCAGCAGCCAAUAAGGACAUUGUCUGCUAUAACUUGCAAACAGUUGGACAGAUAUUCUACAUUUCCUCAUUUCUUUACACCGUCAAUUACAUCUGGUAUCUAUACAAAGAGCUGAGGGUGAGACACAGCCAGAGUGGACAGAACACAUUUCCACUGGUUGUAGAUUAUACUUGUCAUGUUGGUCAAAUAGCCAUCAUUUUGUCAAGCCUGAUACCUCUGCUGUUGAUGACACCUGUAUUCUGUCUGGGCAAUGUCAGUGCAUGUUUCCACAACUUCAGCCAGAGCCACAGGUGUAUUCUGAUGUACUCACCACCGUCAGCCAUGGCUGAGCUGCCUUCUGCCAACACGUCAGUUUGUAGCACACUUUAUUUUUAUGGGAUCACCAUUUUCCUGACCAGCUUUCUCCUCAGCCUCCUCGCCAUUGUGGUCUUACUCAUCCAAGCCCAGUCCCUAUAUAAGAAGUUUGUGAAAUCUACUGGCUUUCUGGGGAGCAAACAGUGGGCAGUGAUUCACAUCAUGGAGCAGCGAGUGCGCUUCUACCCAGUGGCCUUCUUUUGCUGCUGGGGCCCAGCCGUCGUUCUGAUCAUUGUAAAGUUGACUAAGCUACAGAACAUGAAGCUCCACACGGCCCUCUGUGUCCUCCAGGCCGAGUGGUCGUGCCGAAUACCCAGGUUGUGCCCAAGCUCAUGGGCCAUGAGCGCUGCAAACAGGAGGACGUCUUCAUGAUAGAAGGAUUCAACAGCUGCCGCAAAGCCACUUGAACAGGCACCACUGAGAAAUGCCUGUCCCACAUCUCCUUCAGGACGAUGCCCAGCGAUCAUGUGGGCAACAUCGUGCUGCACACGAUGGCAGAGCUUCUCCUGUCUCCAGCUGUUGAAAUUCCUGAGUGUGACCUGCAAGUCCGCUGGGACUUCUGUGAGGUCCCCC
Suricata suricatta (meerkat) is the source of this 1177-nucleotide messenger RNA. RefSeq names its product transmembrane protein 116 (gene TMEM116). Gene Ontology annotation, cellular component: plasma membrane. Gene Ontology annotation, biological process: adenylate cyclase-activating G protein-coupled receptor signaling pathway. The transcript has 11 exons. The record is from RefSeq and is a predicted model, not a curated record. Bases 11 to 976 code for a protein of 321 amino acids. Lineage: Eukaryota; Metazoa; Chordata; Mammalia; Carnivora; Herpestidae. Gene Ontology annotation, molecular function: G protein-coupled receptor activity.